CCGGCGGAUUUUCGCAAGGCUUCGCGGCGCCCCUCCGCUGCGUGGGCGCCACCGCGCAACCUGCCGUUCAGUUGCACCGCAUCUCGCGCAGGCCCCGCGUCGCUGCGCGCCGUCACGACACCACAAAUACUAUGUGCACCAGACAGAAACGAUCUAUCAAAUAGUGUUAAGUUACUGUUAUUAAGUUUAACUAAUGACUCUAGUGUUACGCAGAAUGAUGAGCUCACUCGCAUUCCACAUAUUUCUUCUAAGUCUGGUCGCUCCAGCUGUUAUUCAAUGCAUAUCAGUGAUAGGACCGCGAGUGAUCCGGCCAUACAGCGCGUAUCGCGUAGCGGUCGCAGGCGGGCCUCGGGCCCAGAGCGUCUAUGUGGCCGUGGAAGGCCGUAAGGCCAAUGGAGAGCCCUACUCACAGGGGCGAGAGGUCCAGGUCCAGGCGGCAUCCUCUAGGGUCGUGGAUCUUGAGAUAGACGACCCAGGACCCGGUAACUACGAGCUGAUAGCGCAGUCCAGAUCUGGCGCUCAGUUUUCAUCGUCAGCACGCCUAGUGUACCAGCCCAGGAGCUUCUGUGUCUUCGUGCAGACCGACAAGAAGGUCUACCAGCCAGGCGACACCAUCAAGUUCAGGGUCGUCGCUCUUGAUAAGUACCUGCUGCCUUUGUCUAUGCCGAUAGACGUGAGCGUGAUGGACGCUGGAGGCUCUCCUGUGAGACAAUGGGGGGCUGUCUCCCUGGACCGAGGGAUCCUCUCCGACGAGUUGGUACUGGCUGACGAGCCAGCACUCGGGGAAUGGACUAUACAGGUGGAGGUCCGUAACCAAGUGUACUCGCGGCAAAUACUGGUGGCCGACUACGUGUUACCCAAAUUCCAGAUGGACAUGCAACUGCCUAAAGAGGUGUUGUUCAGCGCCGGUCGGUUCACCAUCAACGUCACCGCUAACCACUUCACCGGUUUACCGGUACAAGGAGAACUGACCCUAUCCGCGUAUGCAGUAUUCUUCUCCGACAUUCUCCAGCCAGUAUUCUCGAAUCCCGCGCGGAUCGUUGACUUCAACGGUAACACUGAAGUGACCUACGACUUAAAAACUGACCUAGACCUUGCAGAAGACGCGGCAAGGCCGUUGGUAGUUGAGGCAGUUUUGGAGGAAAAAGAUACGUUGAUAAAACAAAAUGUCUCUUCAAGAAUUCUUCUACUGAGGACGCCUUAUAGACUGAAAGUUACUGCUCCUGAGUACUUCAGACCAAUGUUACCAUACACUGUCCAGAUCGAAGUGGUAGAUCCAUCGGGACAAAUAAUAGAUGUGGACGAUGACGUCACGGUCGAACGCUUGUGGGAUGAUGGAGCGCCGGUCAACGUGACGACAGUUCCAUUGAAGAAAGGCUUAGCCACCUACACUUUGACGCCUGAUAAAUCGUAUGCUGCUCUCACUCUUAACUUAGUGAUAAAAUACAAAGAGGUUACAGAACGAGUGAUCAAUGUGAUAAAAUCUGCUGGCCCUAAAGGGCAAUACCUGACGGUGCAACUUCUGACUCGGGAUACCUUCGUAGGAGGCGAGAUGCGAGCGCGUAUUUCUUCCACCGAACGCAUGGAUCUGCUACACUACGCUGUUAUAGGGCGUGGGGAUAUCCUUCUCGCCAAAACUAUAGAGUUGAGCCCUGCUCGCACAAGUGUAGACGUCUCCAUACCGGUGCAAGCGCGGAUGGCCCCUGGCUGCGUACUGCUGGCCUGGUAUCCGCUUUUGGACUCCACCCAAGACAUCUUACUGGCGUCAGCGAUAUAUGCCCCGCAGAAAAAUCUGCUGCAGCACAAAGUAUAUCUAUCAGUAGGCGGAGGCUACCGACCAGGUGGCGGGGUAGAAAUGAGCGUGGUUGGCGAGCCUGGCGCUCACGCUGCCGUGCUAGCGGAGGACUCGAAGGCGGCCCUCGCGGGACUCUCCGGGGAGGAUGGGCUCGGCAGCGGGCUUGACAUGCACACGAUCGAACGAGAAGUAGAAAGCUUCAGUGGCUUGAAACAUUCAAUAUUCAAGAAUCAUGACCAUUUGCCAGGCAUGGGAGUUGACCUGGGGGGCAACGCUACAUUUGACGUGUUCACGAAUGCAGGUGUAGUAAUCUUAACAGAUGGAUUUGUAAUGAGGAGUGAUCCUAGAGGUAAACCACCGCCGCUAAGUCUCCCAGAGACAGGCACCCGGCCUCCGCUAGCGGGACCUUACGCCUUCAGUCGCCUGCCUACUCCACCAACACCGCGCUAUUACCUCAAACUCGCCCCUCAGCCUACAUGGACGGUUGCCAACUUUUCAAUCGGCAAUGACGGCAGGGGCUCUGAGAACCGAGUGUCUCCAACAACCAGUGGUAACUGGCUGGUAGGAGCGUUCGCGGUACACCCUGAGCUCGGUCUUGGCCUCGCUCCACCCCAGAAGUUCACCACCAGCAUACCCUUAACCAUAACAGCAGAGCUGCCGGCCAGCCUGCAGCGAGGGGAAGCUUUAGCGGCUGUUAUCACGCUGAAAAGCACGCUGACUAUUGAUACAAGCGUUGAAGUUACUUUCCACAAUUCAGAGCAGUACUUUGAGUUUGAACCGCUGGAGAAUAACAUUGAUUCCACUAAAAAGAUCGAGACGUACCGCCGCCUCCGAGUGUCGGUCCCAGCAGGAGGAUCUGUCAGCACAGCGUUCCUCGUGAGCGCUACGCGGUUGGGAGAAGCGCCUAUCAUAGUUGAAGCCACGGGUGAUGGAGUCUCAGCUUCGCUCUUCAGGACUAUUGACGUCAAGGACGGUUACGAAGAAGAGAUUUGGUCCUGGGGUCUGCUAGACGGGCGGCGAGGCGUGGCGCGUGCAAACGUCACAAUGGAUCCCCCGCCGGGUACGCGAGCAGGCCCAGUGUCGCUGCUGGCGGCUGGCGACCUGCUGGCCGCGGCGCUGCCUAGAGCACGCGCGGCACCCGCUCCUGCUGCUGACCCAGUGCACGCCUUGCGCCCGAUGGCAGUGGCUUGCGUGCUGCUUGACUACUUGCAGGCGAUUGGCGAAGACGACUCAGCAGUGACGAGCGAGGCUCGUGCCCACGCCGCCGCCGGCUACCAGCGGCUCAUGGCUUACCGCCGGCCGGAUGGCUCCUUCGCUCCCGACACCAAUGAUGAGUCUACAGGAGACGUAUGGAUGACAGCUGUGGCGGCACGUUGGCUGGUCCGUUGCGCGCGCCACGUAGCUGUGGGCCCGGCGGCCGCAACGGGAGCUAUUCGCUGGCUAGCCGAUGCGCAGGGCCCUAGCGGCAGUUUCCGCGCUCCCGAACAGCGUCUCAACCAACAUGCCCAGGAAGCUUUGCCAACUGCUGCUUAUGCGUUGCUGGCAUUCAUGCAGGCGCAGGGCAACGACAUAUUCCUAAGGCGCGCCGUCCAACAGACUUCUGACUACGUGGCAGGAUCGCUGUCUCCAGACCAAGACGCGUAUUCCCUGGCGGUUUCGGCCGGAGCCCUCGCCGCGGCAAGACAUCCGCAGGCCGCUACGGCGCUGGAGAUGAUGGAUCGAUACGCCAACGCUUCUGGCACAACUAAGUUCUGGUCUCGCAAGAUGAUCGGCAACGAAUGGCGUAACCCAUGGCUGAAGGGCAACAGCUUGGAAGCCUCGACAGCGGCCUGGGGUCUCCGCGCCAUGCUUUCGGAGAGAUUGGUAGACGAAGCGGUACCCGUAGCCAGAUACCUUAUGCAGGCUCAGAGCGACUUGGAUCCUGAUGUGCUGGAUGCUCUAGCAAUGUUUGCUAAGGAAAUCAGAUCUCCGAACAAACUUCGGCUGUCGGUGAAUGUGACUGGAUCUGAAGAAGCAAGACAGUUCAACAUUGACGACGAAAAUGCGCUCGUCAUACAGACACAACUGGUCCGUGCAGCUCGUUCAGCUAGUGCAGUUACCGAAGGUCGCGGCAUUGCCAUCGUGGGACUCUCGACUAAAGGCAGCACCAACGUCACUGCAGCCUGGCCAAGGUUCAAUCUAGACCCCAGAGUGGACCAGGUGUCUACUAAGGACCGCUUGCAGCUAUCUAUCUGUAUAGGGUUCGUCGCACUAGGUAACGAAACCGAGAGCGGGCUUACUCUGCUAACCGUGCGGCUACCCUCUGGGUACCUCGCCGACAUCCACACUCUAACCGAACUGACGGCUGCAUCGCACGUGACAACAGCGCGACUGUCAGAAGGCGGUGCAGUGGUGCUGGCGUGGGUGCGUGCUGGCCGCUCUGAGCGCUGCGCCACGCUCGUCGCGCCUCGCGCCAUCGCCGUGGCGCGCCAGCGGCCUGGAGUAGCUACGCUCAAGGACCUUUACGACUCUAGUCACCGGGCGCGCGUGUUCUUCCAACCAAUAACGACGCACGCUUGCGACGUUUGCCGCGCAUGGGCGUCGUGUUCAAGCGCGUGCGGCUCCGUGUCAGCGCAGCGCGCGGACACCGGCGACGUUGCCAGACCGCGCAGUGCCCCAGACGCAGCAGCGACGCACGUACUGGCACCCGUUGUAUUGGCGUUCGCGGCGCUGCUAUUAACACUUCUAUGAGGACUGUUGAAUAAAUCCUUUGACUAACAAGACUCACCACAGUGACGAGAGGGCGAGGGACGUAAAGUAAGCUGUAGUAACUGCUAUGAGUUAUGCUCUGAUACGGCUCCUUAUCGGCGCAGCAUGACGUCCCGGCGGUACUCAAAAGUCGAUCUUCUAUUAUAGAUGAAGUUAAUAAUCGUGUACAGCAUUUGUUUUUAGACGAAUUUAGCCGCAGGGACCUUAUCAUAAAUAGAUUAUUUACUUUGCCAAACAGCACCAGUUUCAAAUGUCCCAGUGAAUCCUGUAGUCGGACGAAAUAUGUAUACAUACUUUUGUCGUUAAGCAUAGGUAUGAUAGUAUCGUAAGGUAUACAACUAUGUAUGUAUAGUUUCUUUCUCAUAGACUUCUAAUCGACUAAUGUGAUAUAACGUAGUUAAGGGUAAAUCACAGGUUUUACCAAAAGCUGUAUAGAUUUUGACUAAUAAUUAAGUUUAAAUUAUAAGAUAGUAUAUUUAACUGUAAAUAAUUUAUUAAUGUAUUAAAUACAAUAAGAAUAUGACUGUAAUACUGGCAACAUUUAGCAGUAUUUGCGCUAUUGUAAAGUAUACCUACGAAGUCAUAUAUUGAUGAAAAUCGCCGAAUAGUUACAGUAUAAAAUUGAUUAGGUACAUAAAACAUGAUCAUUUGGAAAACAUCGAAAUUAAAAGAAAUCAAAAAAGUCUGGCCUUUUACUCUACAAAAUUCCCUCCAAAAUUAAAUUAUUUUGGGUUACAUUUUCAACAAACUUGAAUUAAGUGUGAUUUCCCAACCAUCAGCAAUGUA
Molecule: messenger RNA, 5329 nt
Organism: Leguminivora glycinivorella
Lineage: Eukaryota; Metazoa; Arthropoda; Insecta; Lepidoptera; Tortricidae
Product: CD109 antigen-like
Cellular component (GO): extracellular region
Molecular function (GO): endopeptidase inhibitor activity
Source: RefSeq, a predicted model, not a curated record